AAGCCAAUAAAAACAAGAAAUUAAGAACAAAAAAGCAUCUUCAAACCUUCCUCUAUAUAAACCCAUCGGCCCUCUUGUAAUCUUUCAUGUCAAAUACUGCUUCUGAGCCCCCCCUCUCUCUCUCUCUCUAUUCAUCCACGUCUCAGUUCUCUUCAACUCAAGUGCAGUUCUCCGACUUAAUACUUGUUAGUCCUAGUCUUCUCAGUUUCUGAAUUAGGAUUCAACUUUCUUGCUUGUCCAUCGUACGUGCAUGCCCUUCUCGUCUUCUUCUUGGGUCUUCCUUACUUUCCUAAUUUAUUUGGGUACGUACGUAGUCUUCUCUUGGACUCUGGGACGUAUCGGAAUUAAUUUGUCUAAAACAGCAAACAAUGAAGAACAGAGCUUCUGGCUUCUUGAAGCAGAUCAUCAGUGUGUUGAGCUCUGUGGUUAAGGCCAAAUCCUUGGCUUUGAAGAACAAGACCAGCGCCAUCAAGACACGCCUCAUAAUCUUGUCGGUGUUGAAGAAUAAGAAAAUCCUGCUGUCUUCCAUCACUCACAAGCUUCACGCUUUGGUCGGCCAACAGGACAAGAUGAAGGAAGACGCACACGAGCACGGCGACCAAAGCAGCAGCAGCAAUGCCAAUGCCAUUGUGCUCUUCAAUUCUAUGGCUAAAGAGUCGCACUCCAACCCGAGUUGCACCGAGUUGGUGAAGGUGGAGGAGAACGAAUACGAGGAGGACGAGGAGUACCCAGAUUUGACACACUCGUUGUUCGACUCCGAGGCGGAUGAGCUAGAUCUGGCAGAUCCAGGGGGAUCGGUCAUCGAUCUGGUGAGGAACUCCAAGGAAGAUGGAGAGAAUUUCAAGCUGGAAGACGAGAUUGAUCACGUUGCCGACUUGUUCAUAAGGAAAUUCCACCGACAGAUUAAAAUGCAGAAGCUGGAUUCCUUCAAGAGGUAUCAGGAGAUGCUCGAGAGAAGCGUUUGAGAGAUCAUAUAUACCGCCCAUCUCUCUCUCUCUCUCUGAACUUUGAUGACCCUGCAACCCCAUCAAUGUACUCUACCAACAUUAACAAAUUAAUUAAUUGAUGAUGAUGAUUCUGGUUGAUGAAGAAUUGAAGAUGGACGACGUCACAGGCACAGCAGCAUAAUAGCUAGCAACAGCUUAUAGCGUCCACAAGAAACACUCUCUACUCUCUUCUCUCCAUGAUUUUAACUUGGAAUUAAGAGGAAGAGAACGGGUUGGGCUAGGUGUAGCCAGACUUCUGUUUUCUCAUUAUCUGGUUUUCCAAGUUUAACUACUGGUUAGUACUAAAUUUGCGAUUAGGAAUCC
Messenger RNA from Macadamia integrifolia, 1310 nucleotides. RefSeq lists its product as uncharacterized. NCBI's taxonomy places the organism in Eukaryota, Viridiplantae, Streptophyta, Magnoliopsida, Proteales, Proteaceae. The record is from RefSeq and is a predicted model, not a curated record. The transcript has a single exon. The coding region runs from base 369 to 965 and encodes 198 amino acids.